CACAGUAUGACCACUAGCCUACUUGAAUAACUGUUCAGCUAUUCACGCUUAAUAUUUGUUUUAAAAGAUGCUAAAACGCGAUCUACAGAAAAUUACGUUGAAGCUGUCCGAUCUUAAGGACUACGAGAUCGCCCGGCAGAAGAACAAGCUAAAGGGGGCACCACGUCCGAGGUUGUCCCAGGAUGCCAUAACCGGAGAUGACGCCUCCACUUCGGGAACAACAGCCAGCUGCAGUUCCAAAACGGGCACGGCAACAGAAUCUGCAUCAGGAUCAGGGUCGGGAUCGGGAUCGGGUUCUGGAUCCGGAUCAGGAUCUGGAUCCGCUUCAUAUCUUACGGGACUAGGCUACCGAUCGGAGACACCCUCUUCUGCAUCAUAUACCACGUCGACGACCCCGACUCCAGCCACACAGGAGGAACUAUUGAGACCCUCCUCUGCCGUUACAGCCACCACCACCACGGGUACUACCAAUUCGGGAUCAACGGAUGAUGUUAGCGUUGCUGCCGUAGUGGAUGAUACGGAUACCAUUGACGAAAUCAGCGAUGACAACUGGGUGGAUCUGAAUGCAGACACCAACGACACCAUUGAUACCCACGAGGAGGAGGAUGAGGAAGAUGGGGCCAGAGGAGGAAUCUAGAAGUGCAGACCUAAAGUCACCUAACGCAGCUGCAAGUGAAGACCCCCAUUCCGUGCAUCAUCGCAUUUCGUAUACGUAACCAAUUAUAAUAACCUAUUGCAUGCUCCUCCUACGUAAGAAUGUAUUUAACUUUUUACGCUGCUUCCACAAGCGCAUUUAUUCAUUUGCGUUAAGAUUCAAAACAAACCAUUUAUUAAAUCCUAUUAAAAACUUUA
Messenger RNA from Drosophila eugracilis, 852 nucleotides. Its product is annotated as GPI-anchored hemophore cfmA. Bases 68 to 637 code for a protein of 189 amino acids. Lineage: Eukaryota; Metazoa; Arthropoda; Insecta; Diptera; Drosophilidae. The transcript has a single exon. Gene Ontology annotation, biological process: anaphase-promoting complex-dependent catabolic process. Gene Ontology annotation, cellular component: anaphase-promoting complex. The record is from RefSeq and is a predicted model, not a curated record.